AUGUUCAAGUUCGGCCUAGUUGUACUCGCGCUCAUGUCCGCUGGCAGCGCUGCCGCAAGGGCUGGCACGUUCGUCGUCGACGUUCCUGGCACCUUGACAGUGUCGCGCAUGGACCCAAUCGCGAACCCUGCGGGGUUGAACACCCCCGAGGAGCAGCUGGCUGCCGAAUGCACGACCGUGCAGAUCGGCGAUGACAAGUCCAAUUACUGGGCACCCUCACUGUACUGGAUCAACGCCAACGGGACAUACACCCUGCUCCCGCACGCACUCAAGAUCUACUACCUUUUCCAGACAGGGGUUCAGAAGACACACGCGUUUCCUCCAGGCCUGCGCAUGAUCUCUGGUAUCGCAAUGAGGCGUGAUCCGGGGCAUAUCGCUGCGCAGGGCUUCGACAUUAACAUGUCCCCAUACAAUGCCGAUAUUCCCUACAACCACCAGUACUUGCCCAACGGCACGACGUACCCUGACCCGCCGCCAGGCAACUACAUUCACAUGAACAUUGGGUUCCCAUUCUGCGGGCGUGCGGACCAGGCCCUCGACUCGGACGGCCACUUCUCCCACAUGUCGUGGGGUAUCGACGGUGGCGGAAACUGGGAGCCCAAUAACCAUAUCGGCAAGUGUCCCGAGUCCCACCCGAUCCUGUACCCGCGCAUCUUCCUCGAAAACUUCUACUACAUUACCCCCGAGAUGAAGGCGCAGUGGAACAAGUCCGGGCCCAACUUUAUCCUUUCGAACGGCGACACCACUGGUGUUACCUUCCACGCCGACUUUGUCAACGGGUGGAAGACCGAGACGCUCCAGGCGGCCGUGGAAGAGUGCUUUGAUACGGGACACGACAUUGGCAGCUGCGCUCCUUUCGUACCCACCCUCAAUGCGACCGAGAACGAGCGGCAAUGUCGGUACCAGGGCCAGAUCCCUGCCGAGGAUGUAGGCUUCUCAGGGCCGAUUGAGCAUCUCCCCGGCUGCAACCCGCGCUGGGACUGGGACGGACCAAUGAGUAAGCCAAACUCCCCAGCGGACUGCCCAUGGUUCAAGCAGCCAGGAUGGACGUCUCCGAACCUCAUGUUCCGUAUCCCACAAUACGAGGGUACCGGCUCAGUCACCAACAACAUCCCCGUCGUGCUCCCCGGCGUCGACACGUCUAAUCUCACCAAUCUACCCUCGCCAAUUGGCUCCUCACCAAAUAAACCUGUCCCCAAGUAUAUAGAGUGGGCUGUGCGCACCGACGAGACGACCAAGGUCCCCCAUGUCAUGGUCGGCACGCAGGAGGCCGUCGAUGCGGCCGCCAUGUCGCCUAGUGGCCUCAACGCCGAUUGCCAGGUGUAUGGUCGCGGACGCAUCGGAAAGGGGUUCACCGCGAGGGACCCUGGCGAGAACGGCCUCAAGAACGUUGACACCACCGGCUCGGGAGGGCUGUUCAAGGAGACUUACCGUUGCAGUACACCGAUUUACCUGCCCUGCGGUCCGCCUGACAACUCGACGCUGUCUGGUGGCAUCUCGACGCAGCCAGGGGCCAACUCGACGUUGCGGGAGGCCAAUUCGACGCAGGCUGAGUCGUCGGCGGGAAACGCGACCGCGCCGAUUGGGAGCGCGUCACCGCCCGAGAGGAGCGCGUCGUCGUCGGAAGAGGUCCAGCCUGUGGCUGGCAGCCCAACCGACUUGGGCAACGUGUUGGUAGGGGCUCCGAGCGACGAAGUCACCGGUUCCAGCAGCGCAUCAGCGGGCCCAAGCGCUGAUACGGAUCCAAGCAGCGCACUGGCAGACCCUAGCGCCGCAACAACGGGUCCCAGCGACGUGCCUAAGCGCUGCGGCCGCAAGAGGCGCCGUUCCCAUUAG
This is a messenger RNA of Cutaneotrichosporon cavernicola, 1836 nucleotides long. RefSeq lists its product as uncharacterized. Lineage: Eukaryota; Fungi; Basidiomycota; Tremellomycetes; Trichosporonales; Trichosporonaceae. The record is from RefSeq and is a predicted model, not a curated record. Bases 1 to 1836 code for a protein of 611 amino acids. The transcript is spliced from 2 exons.